AUGGCCGCUGUGCGGAGCAAUAAUAUGGCUGGCCCAGCCCCGAAGCUGGCUGAUCAUGCUGCCACUGCUGCCCUCUAUGCGACUGACCCCGAACGGCGGCGGGCCGCCGACGAGGCGCUCGAGGCGGGACGUCGUCGCAAUGACUCUGCUCCUCUCCCCGCCGGUCUCACUCUUGCCAAUGCCAGCGCCGCAGCCAGUCUUGCGCAUGCUCGGCAGAAAUCCAUGGAUAUUUGGAAGCCCGAAAGACAACCGCACGCCGAACAGGCCGCUCUUCUCGCCAAAGGCUAUCAAAAGAGACCGGAACCAACUCCUCCACCGAAAAUCAACCCGGACGUAUACAAGGCAGCUCUGUUGGCCGCGCAGGACCGUGGUAUUACGGGCCCAGCUUCCUCCACCGAUGCGCCCAACGGUACUGGGACCGGCCGUGGCGCGCGAGAGACGACUGUGGUGGCUAUACACCCUGGCGCGUUGACCGCGGCCAGCGGCGCUGUCGCCGCCCGUCAGCGUCCCAGAACCGAGUCUGCGCCUGUCAAGCCGGUGUUUAAUCAGGAUGCUGCCUAUGCUCUGACCGCCGCCACUAUAUCUCACCAAGCUAGUCGAACCCCAGAGGAUGUUUUGAACGACCUCGACCCGUCAAUCGAAGCUGCCCGCAUACACCAUAUCGCUAAAUCGAAUGCCCAGUUAUACACGUCUACACCACAAGUGGGGAUUGAAGUGGAAGAGAAAAAGCAUCGGGACACCCUCAGGGCUGCUGCAAUUUCAAUGGCAAAGGACAUGUACGCCACUGCCGCUGCCAAAACCGAGACCGAUGCCGCCGAAACCGCCGGCUCUACUGCUGGCAACCGGCAAUCUCGUCCCCUCUCCCAGUCCCAAUUCUCGUGGGUUUCCGGCGAAGAACAACCUGUGACUCGGCCCGCUCCAAACCUUCAUGAAGCAGCCCAGAAAAUUGCGGCUGAAAAGCUUGCCAAGAUGCAACAAAAUGAAUUGAGCAACCAGAAAACUUACUACGGGUUUGGCCCUCGACCCCGUCCAAGCUUGAGUCGCCGAUUUAAAAGAAGAACGUCAAGCGACGGAGAUGUCUCUGCAAUGGAUUGGGAAAGGUCCGAGAAGAUCAGGAAUCAAAUGUCAUCCUUGCAAAGCCGCCUGCAUGAAGUAGACGAGAAAAAGAACAAAGACAGGUCCAAUUUGAUGGAAAUCGCGCAGAAGAACGUCAACGCCAGAAUACACGACUUGGACGAAAGAGUCUAUGCGCGUACCGGCAAGCCCUCCCCGAGCAUGCAACGUGAAUGGGAGCAAAAGGCACAAGAGCGUGCCGAGGCAGAAAGCAGCGCACGCAUGGCCAACUUUGGACGCAUUUCUGUGGGUGGCCAAAAGUACAUGGAUGAAAAAGAGGUCGAAGCCAUUGCACGAGCUCGCAUUGAACCAACGUUGAACGAAAUUGACGACCAAGUCGAAGAGAAAAGAGCCAGGGAGAUUGAAAACCGACUGGAUCGGGAGAGGACGCAGAGACUGUCACAACUGGGUUUUAUUGGCAAUUCCCAGCCAGUAUCAGCGGAAAAGGAGCACAAGGCCACGCUUGAACAAGAGCGUAUAGAAAGAAAGCGCUCGCGGAAAAGCAGUGAAGGCUUUAUGGCCCGUACAUCGAGAGUCUUUGCCCUCGGGCGAAAACCGACGGUAAAGGAGGGAGGUGAGAAGGAGAACUCAAAGCCAAAGGAGGUAAACGGAACUGCCUUGCAAUCUGAGGACCGACCUGUUACUCCGGUCGAACAACGCGCCGAAACCCCAGAGACUGGCCCUUCUCCGCCUCAAGACUCGGAAAUAGCAGAAACAACUGGUCUUGCCGUACAGCCUCCACGAGACGACGAUGUUGGUGCCUUUAGCAGAUCAGGAACUGAACCCACCGGUCUUGCCGUACAACCUCCGCGAGAUGAUGAUACUGGUGCCUUUGGCGGAUCGGGAACCGAACCCACCGGUCUUGCCGUACAGCCCCCGCGAGAUGACGAUGCUGGCGCCUUCAGCAGAUCAGGAACUGCACCUACUGGUCUUGCCGUACAGCCUCCGCGAGAUGAUGAUGCUGGUGCCUUCAGCAGAUCAGGAACCGCACCCACCGGUCUUGCCGUACAACCUCCGCGAGAUGAUGAUGCUGGUGCCUUUGGCGGAUCGGGAACCGAACCCACUGCCACGAGCCAAGAGUCGCCAGAGUCGCCAAAAUCGCAAUCCAAAUUGAAAUCGUGGUUCAAGUCCAAAGUGAACCGCCGAUCCAGCAAACAACCGGUAGCGGAGGAAACUGGAGGAGGAGCAGAAACUCAAGGCCGAGAUAAUAGUGCUGGUUUCGGAGGAGAGGAUGUCACGGCCGGUGAUGAUGGCUCGCGAGCAGCUCCCUUGUCGUCUAACCCGGUAACGGAACAAGAUAUUGCUCCCAGCGUGCAGUCUGACGACCAGAAUGCUGCCAUUCGACAAUGGAGCGAAUCUACAACUGGAUCACCACAAGAUAAAACCACCGACAGUAACCGCCGCCGAAGUCGACUGCGCACGAGCAUCAUGGGCAUGAUUAGCAGAAAGUCACCCUCUGAGGCCGGCGAGUCCCCCUUGCCCUCACCAACGACUCCGACAGCAGCACCCUCCGGAAAUGUAGGCACUACCGUUCUCGCCCGCCCAGGUGCCGCACGCUUAAACACAAUGGAACGAGGCGAACUCCGCGACAGCUUCACUGAAGACUCUUUACCACCGCCGUCACAUCUAUUCGCCAGUCCCGAACGAGGCAGCGUGAGUUCGGCUCGAGAUUCCAAGUUUUCCGAGGAUAUUUGA
Molecule: messenger RNA, 2808 nt
Organism: Talaromyces rugulosus
Lineage: Eukaryota; Fungi; Ascomycota; Eurotiomycetes; Eurotiales; Trichocomaceae
Exons: 4
Coding region: 1-2808 (935 amino acids)
Biological process (GO): eisosome assembly
Source: RefSeq, a predicted model, not a curated record